Molecule: messenger RNA, 393 nt
Organism: Alternaria ethzedia
Lineage: Eukaryota; Fungi; Ascomycota; Dothideomycetes; Pleosporales; Pleosporaceae
Exons: 4
Coding region: 1-393 (130 amino acids)
Cellular component (GO): membrane; endomembrane system
Source: RefSeq, a predicted model, not a curated record
AUGUCAGACUCUACAGAGCAGCCGAAGAAGGAGAAGUUUGCGCCAAAGCAACCCGUCGCACUAAACCCGCCGAAGGAUGAUGUCAUUGAACGCGAUUACCUUGCAAAGUGUGAUGGCACAAACGAGGGUUUACCAACUCUUGUCGCAAUCAAGGGUGACGUGUUCGAUGUGAGCGGCAAGGAGACAUACGCACCUGGGAAGGGCUAUCACGUGUUUGCGGGGAAAGAGCCUAACCGUGCCCUCGGUCUGUCUUCUCUCAAGCCUGAAGACUGCAUAUCGGACUACUCCGGACUAUCCGAGAAGGAAAAACAGGUUCUUAAUGAUUGGCAUACAUUCUUCAGCAAGCGUUACAACAUAGUCGGACGGUUACCUUCUGAUGGCGCCAAUCUCUAG